AGAUUAACGAGGGGUAAUGCUGCCGCUGCUUCGUCUAUCGAUGAUAUUACGAGUUGUGAUUGAUCUCGCUAAAAGAUCCCACUGGGUCGCAUUUAUUCAGCCGUUGCUGCAUCAGUCUGCGGGCUCCCCCUGGUUACUAUAGCUCCAGCCUAGCCUGAUCAGUCACCUAUAAUCAGGCAUUUAAACGUUUUUUUUUUUUAAUAAGUUGUGUUUAGGCUUCCGGCAGAAGUAAAGUGGACUGACAUCGGUACGAACAGUGGCUGCAGACGUCUGGGUGAUAGUCAUGGCAGCAAACUGUCCAUCUCCUAACACGCCAGCGGAUGACUGUUCAUGAGGCAUGUUGAAAGACUGUCAGUUUCGUUUGAAUACAAUCAUUUUUUCCACGUUCAGUCAUUUUUUGGUAAUUUUUCAUGUUGUUUUUUUGUCUCCACUGACGGAGCGGACACCUUCUUUACACCCAUAGUGUAACCAGAGGGGGCGCCAGUCCUGCAUAUGCAACUAGUUAGCCAAGCUAACUAGCUGCUCUAAAAGUUAGACGCUUCGCAUGCGUGGAUGUUUUAUUUGAGGCAGCACAGACAGGAGCCCCCAAACCACAUUAUAGGAAAGUAAAAUGGCGUCAGAAACAUCCGGGUCGCGGUGUGAAGUGGUGUGGGGGACACAAGAGGAAGAAGUUGGGAGUCUUCUCAGGCUCACUGUGGGCUUCCUUUCAUGCUGCUGUUGCUAUGCUACCAGCAGCCCCACAGCGCGUGCGGCUAAGGGAGCUGACACAGUGGUUUAAACAGCAGAGCUGCGAGAGUGACUGACCCCCUCAACACUUCUCCUUUUGGGUGCUACUAUAAAAACAGCCAUGCCGCCCCCUGCUGACAUCGUGAAGGUGGCUAUUGAAUGGCCUGGUGCUAAUGCUCAGCUUAUAGAGAUGGACCAGAAAAGGCCUUUGUCCUCAAUAAUUCGGGAAGUAUGUGACGGCUGGUCUCUGUCCGGCUCAGAGCAAUUUGCUCUGCGUUACGCUGACGGCCCUCAGCUUUACAUCACAGAGCAGAGCCGCGGUGAUAUCAAGAACGGGACCAUCCUUCGAUUAGCCAUUUCACCUGCCCGUGCUGCUCGUCAGCUCCUGGAGAGGAUCCAAUCCCAUGGUAUCGACGCUCGCCUGGAGGCUCUGAAGGAGCUCGCCAAGCUGUCCGCAGACCCAACAUUCGCCACAGAGUUCAUCAAUAUGGAGGGCAUCGGCACGCUGGCCCGUCUGGUUGAGAGUGGCACCCACUUCGGCGAAAUGCUGGCCUUCACUCUCACCGCCUUCCUGGAGCUAAUGGACCACGGCAUUGUGUCCUGGGACCUUAUCUCCCUCUCCUUCAUCAAACAGAUUGCAGGCUACGUGAACCAGCCGAUGGUGGAUGUGUCCAUCCUGCAGCGCUCCCUCGCCAUCCUCGAGAGCAUGGUCCUCAACAGCCACAGCCUGUACCAUCGAGUGGCGCAGGAGAUCACCGUGGGACAGCUCAUCGGGCACCUGCAAGUGUCAAACCAGGAGAUCCAAACCUACGCCAUCGCCCUCAUCAACGCUCUUUUCCUGAAGGCGCCGGAGGACAGGCGGCAGGAGGAGUAUACUAACCCGCUGGAGCAGCACCUCACUGAAAUGGCGAGCACUUUGGCUCAGAAACACCUGCGGUCCAUCAUCCUCAAUCAUGUUAUUAGAGGAAAUCGACCAAUCAAAGCAGAGAUGGCACAUCAGCUUUACGUGCUGCAGGUACUGACCUUCAACCUUUUGGAAGAACGAAUGAUGACUAAAAUGGAUCCGAAUGACCAGGCCCAGAGAGACAUCAUCUUCGAGCUGCGCAGGAUUGCUUUCGAUGGAGAAAAUGACCCCACUGGUACAGAGAAGAGAAAGGCCAUGUACACCAAGGACUAUAAGAUGCUGGGCUUCACUAACCAUGUGAACCCAGCCAUGGACUUCACCCAGACUCCACCGGGGAUGCUGGCUUUGGACAACAUGCUGUACCUCGCCAAGGUUCACCAGGACACAUACAUCAGGAUCGUCCUGGAGAACAGCAGCCGCGAGGACAAGCACGAAUGUCCCUUUGGCCGCUGCGCCAUCGAACUCACUCGAAUGUUGUGUGAGAUACUCCAAGUUGGAGAACUGCCUAAUGAGGGCUGCAACGACUACCACCCCAUGUUCUUCACUCAUGACCGGGCAUGGGAGGAGUUCUUCUGUGUCUGCAUCCAGCUUCUUAAUAAAACCUGGAAGGAGAUGAGGGCCACAGCCGAGGACUUCAAUAAGGUGAUGCAGGUGGUGCGUGAGCAGAUCACCAGGGCUCUGGCAAUGAAGCCGUCAUCUUUAGACCAGCUGAAGAAUAAACUGCGAGGCCUCAACUAUUCAGAGAUUCUGCGCCUGCGGCAGUCUGAGCGAAUGAGCCAGGACGACUUUCAGUCUCCACCAAUCAUCGAGUUGCGGGAGAGAAUUCAGCCCGAGAUCUUGGAGCUCAUCAAGCAACAGAGACUCAACCGACUGUGUGAGGGAAGCUGCUUCCGCAAACUGGGGAACCGCCGGAGGCAAGAGAAGUUUUGGUUCUGCAGACUCUCACUGAAUCACAAAGUGCUGCACUAUGGGGACCUUGAUGAGUCACCUCAGGGUGAAGUGCCUUUUGAGCUACUCAGUGACAAGAUCCCCGUCUCUGAUAUCAAGUCUGUGGUGACCGGGAAGGACUGCCCUCAUAUGAAGGAAAAAAGUGCUCUGAAACAAAACAAGGAGGUGCUGGAGUUAGCCUUCUCUGUCCUGUACGAUCCUGAUGAGACACUCAAUUUUGUUGCGCCCAAUAAGUAUGAGUAUUGCAUCUGGACUGACGGGCUGUGUGCGCUGCUGGGCAGAGAGAUGGGCAGUGACCUGACGCGCAGCGACCUAGAUACUCUCAUCAGCAUGGAGAUGAAGCUCCGCCUCCUUGACCUUGAGAACAUCACCAUCCCGGAAGCCCCGCCCCCGGUGCCGAAGGAGCCUAGCUCGUACAACUUCACCUACAACUACAGCUGAGAUGUGUGUUUGAGCGCGUGUGUGUUUGUAAUGCAUGUGUGUGUUGGUGAAGGAUCUUUUGACGAGUUUAGCCGCAGAUGUGUGCACCAGAAAAGGUUAUUUUGAGUUUUUUAUUUACCUUUCAGAGCCCUGGAGACUUCUCUCCUUACGUGUUUGUGAUGCUGUAGUGUUUGUCAAUCAGGACUAAUGUGUUUAUAGCUCCAUAGAGAGCUCUGAGGGUAAGGGUCUGCUACAGAGCAGUGCACCUGGAGCUGGUAAAGAUUCAGUGAGUGAAUCUGUCAGUCCAGUCUCCAGGCAACAUCUCGAUUUGUAUUCCCCAUUCUUUGUUAUUUAAAGCUGUAUACCUGUUAAUAUAGUUGAGGAAUGCUUUGCCUGGUGAUGGAGAUGGACAUGUUGUACAAAACUCCUAUUUAGUCUACAGUUGAGUAUAUUUAAAUCAAAUUGUAGCUUAACUGAUCCAUUAAGCUAUGCACAUGUUCACGUGCACCCUGUUUGUCCCUCCACAUAACGUCUGUAUGAGCUGAAAGUGCACAGACUCGCACGCUCAUGAAAUGAGAUUCAGCCAUUGUCUUGCUCAAGGUCUUGCUCCAGUUGGAGGGAAAGUUGAUGUCACGGAGGAUCAAACAUGAAGUUUCUUUCACGGAUCAGAAAACACAAGAAGCUAAAUAUCAGUGAUGAAGAGAGCUAGAAGAGUAAUUUUAAAAGAAAUUGACAGGAUUGACAGGAUCACUGUCACUGAACUAAUUCUGAGACACAAAAACCUAAGGCUGCAUCUAACAACCGUUAUCACAAUCUUUAAAUCUGCAGAUUAUUUUCUCCAUGAAUUGAUAAUUUAAUCUGUAAAAUAACAGGAAAAAAACAUGUUUACAUACCCUGUUUCAUCUGACUUAUGUAACCUAAAAGAAAACCCAAAGAAAUUCAGUUUGCUAUGAUUGAGGACUAAGAAAACCAGCAAAUAGAUGAAGAAUGAUGAAUAUUCCGUGAAUGAUUGUCAGCAUAUUUGCUGAUAAUUGUCUGUCAGUCAACUAACCAAUUAUUACAUAACCAUCCCAGCUGCACAAAAGUGGUGCUGUCGGCAUAUAUCUGUCAGGUGUCUGUUUACUCAAUACUCACGCUGCUUCAGAUCAUUUGACUCACAUCUCCCCUUCACAAAUAUUUCCCGUUGAACUGAGUUUAAGUGUGUGGUGUCCUUGGCUACUUCAUGUGUCUGUGUGUAUUUUUGUGUGUGCAGAUUUUUGAGAUUUAGUGUAAGUUGUCCAUGUCGAGGGGUGUAAGGAAUCGUUUCAGUGUUAUGUGUGAUGGAAGACAUCCAACAACAAAAAUGAAGAUUGGACCCUUUUAUGUUAAAUCACAGUCACUGCAUUGCCUUAUCAGUAAUCAACUCUCUAUUUUGCGGUAACAUUUGCAUUUACAAGCAGUAUAUGAAUAGUUCGUGACACAUAACAUGCCAUGAUGAGCUUUAGAAGAUACAAGAUUUAAGUAUUAUUUUCUCUGGCAUUCAUAACUGGUGUUUAAGCCAGUGUUAAUGAAUAUUUUGCAGCUGUAUAUCAUAGUUAGAAUAAUAUAUAAUCAUAUGUACAUCUUAACUAGUCAAAAAAUAUAUCAUAUGUUGGCUUACAGUAUUAGAUGUUUAAAAUGUGUUUUAAAGUGUUUCUUAACUCUACAUGACCUGUAUACUGAUUACAAUAGGAUUGCAACUGUAAGUGCAUUUUAAACUACUGAACAUUUAUGAUUUUGUUUGAUUACAAUGGUAUACACCAGUUUUGAAGGCUUAAUGAGAGCAUUAACAAUUUGUAUCGAAGACAUUAUUAACAUAAUUUUGCUGUUGGCGGUGGAUGAGACUGGGGAUAGGGAAGGCCAAUAUUUGACUGACGAUCGCAUUGAUUACAGCCCUUUUAUAUAGAGUGUUUUCUUUAAAGAUAUACUUCAAUUAUUAAAGAGGCUGCUUUCAGUAUUUUAAACUUUUUCAUGCACACAGUAAUGUAACUGUAGCUAUUAUUAUCUCCAGAGGACACGGAAUUCAACCUUUAGUUUCUGAGAUGAUGUUUUUAAAACAGCUCUGAUGGAGCUUAGGAUUUAUCAGGAGGACAGCUGCUUUACUCCAAAUGAUUUUACUGUACAAACCUGAACUCUGCGUGGGCAGAUGUGUUUAAGAAGAAGUAAUAUUUGACAACAUUCGAUCCUGACUGGAAUGACUGUCGUCAUGUCGGGAGAUAUAGAUAAUCAAUGUUAAUGUUAAUUCAUCAAAAAACUGCUGUGCCUUGUGUGUAAAUGUGCACAUGGGUUUCUCUUGAUGGAGAAAUGCACAUAUAAUUUCUGCUGCUGGGGGAUCACUGCAGGUGCUGUCAUUGAUAUUUACCUCAUCAAAGACACAUUUGUUGAGCCACUCUAUUCCCAUCUGCUCUCAGUCAGAAUAUGUUUUAUGACCAGGUCUGUCUGAUCUGCAGAUUACCCUGUGGAUAUAACUGAGAUCUGCCCAUCGCUGUAUAUAAAUAAUAGACAAAAGCAGUACAUUUAGGGAACUUAGCCUUCUUACGCAUACAUUACCCAUGCCCCUGGCUUUUAUCUUUUAAAACUAAAGUAUAGUGUGUUUUAAACUAUUUGUUUAUACACUGCUUAUAAAUGCGAAAUUGGGUGUUACCUUAAACGUAAAAGUUACAAAGUGACUUAACAGUCACAGGGUUGCUUCUUUUUAGGGCCGCCAUUUUGUUUCAAACAAAAAAAAGCUUCCGUCCCAAGAGCGUGUGAUGUCCCUGGUGUUUGAAUCCAUCAGCAGUUUCGAGGCUUUAUUUCAGACUUUCAAUCACACUGUGCAAGUAAGCGGGACAAAAGAGCAGCUCCAUUAGCCUGUCUUAAUUAAUGUGCCAGAAGCACGACCCUCAAAUGAAUGGAGGCAGGCCAGUAACAGUUGAGCGACACGGCUCACUGCUAAUUUAACACACGAGCAUACAGGAUUGUCUGUUCUGUACACACUGAUAUAAGUUAUAGUGCUAUUGCGUGAUGUCAUUAUCUUAUUUCCACUGUGUGAUUGGUUCUAAACUUUUUGUGUGUUUAUUAAUGUCCUGUCUAAACCAGUACUAAUCACUGCUGUCAUUUGUUAUUGCAGAAUAGAAGUAUAUUUUUGUAAAUGACUGUACAAUCUUAUCUGUGAAGAGAAUGGGUAUCGAACUAACAAAGCGUUUUCCCUUUGCGUCACUCUGUACAGUACAUUCAACAUGCUUAUUACUGUUAUUACUGACAUUUCACACUGAAAAAAAAAAAGUUUUGAUCUUCAUGUUUUUAAAGGUCACAAAAACAUUUUCAUAGCACAAGCACCUCGUAUUGUUUUAGACGCCUACGCCAGCACCUAAUGAUGAUGUCAGUGUUAAUGUAUCUUAUACUGCUAAUGGGAAUAAUAGAGAUUGCCAUUACUGUUGAUGCUGUUUGUGAAAAGGAAUAUAUUUGGAAGUUGUUUUUCAGAUGUUUUUCUUUUGAUUUCUCACUGAUGCUGCAGAUUUUAAAGGUUCCCUGCGGAAUGUUCUUUUACCUCUAGUAGCGCUAUGGAGCAGGUUUUCUAUCAGAGGGCGUUGUUUUUCCCGUGCACGAGCGUGACACAAUAGACAUUCCUGCCAAUGGUUUCACACUACUUCACUAAUUAACAGGUGGCAAUAAUUCACCAAGAUAUACAGCAAUGUGCCAACAAAGGUAGUGUACAGGAAGAAUAAACAGUAUAAACAACACAAGAUUUGAAACAUUUUGAAAAUAGGCAUUGAAGGUGUUCACUUUAUUCUGAAGAAGGAAAUACAUUAUACAUUUGUCAGACCUAAAGUAAACACAGUGCGUUUUUCACUGAAUGUAUUUAAAGGAAAUUCCACAGGGCGCCUUUAACUGCUGAAAAGGGUUAUUUUAUAUUCCAGUAAGUCCUGAAACCCUUAAGCUGCUCUCAGAAAAAAACAUAGCUGCAGCUAAAAUAUAUCAAUAACACAGUGAGUAGAGGAGUGUUGCAUUGGAUGUACUAGCAGUAUGACUUGAAGUUUUUGCAUCUGGUACUCUUUUACAUGACUUGCUAACUAUUUAUUUUACACUUGCUACUAGUGAUAGUAAAGAAUGACAUGUUGUUAGUUGAGAAAUAACAACAUAAAAUCUAAAUAUGGUAUACAUAUAGAUCAUUGUAUGUAUAUACAGUAUUGUGCUGCCUUAUUGCAAAAAAAAAAACAAAAUGUAUUAUGUUUUGUGUGAAUAAAUACAAAGUCUAACUGAGA
Messenger RNA from Acanthopagrus latus (yellowfin seabream), 7260 nucleotides. It is a transcript of the gene elmo2, whose product is annotated as engulfment and cell motility 2. The transcript has 23 exons. The record is from RefSeq and is a predicted model, not a curated record. Bases 848 to 3019 code for a protein of 723 amino acids. Gene Ontology annotation, biological process: actin filament organization; cell motility. NCBI's taxonomy places the organism in Eukaryota, Metazoa, Chordata, Actinopteri, Spariformes, Sparidae.